CCCAUCUCAACAUUUCUAGAAUGGAAACUGUCGGGAAAGAAACUUUAAGAAGAGAAUCUCCUAAAGUACUUGCAAUUGUCUAUAUAAUUACUGUUGUUUCAGUUGGGUUUAUACUGAUCUGGACUAUUUUUAAAAAAAGAAGAAAAGAGCAAGGCGAGCGAUAUAAAAACAAGGAUGAAAACAAGUCAUUACUUAAAGACCCAGAACCUCCAAUAGAACAAAACGAUGACGUACAAUUAGACCAAACAGCAAUAAAUGUGUUCAAAAAUAUUCAUAUACAAACAACAUCGACAGAAACGGUAUCUGAAACAGUCAAAAAAGAUACACAGACAUCAAAAACGAUUCAAAGAGAAGAGAAACGAAAAGAGGAAUCCGUAUAUAAAACAGCAACGUCAGGUGGGAAACAACAACAUAACCCAGAAAUAGAUGAUGAUAAACUUAGACAGUUUCUAAGUAAAGGAAAUAUUUCCGUUUGCCAUGUAAGAUGCAUCAUAGUUGGUUGUGGAAAAGCAGGAAAAACGACGCUUUUAAAAAGAUUACAGAAUGUUUCCUUUGACGAAUUGAUCGAGAUUGAACGCACCGAAAUGGUAGAUUUCCACGUUAACAGUUUUGAAGUUCUGUUAGAAGAAGAAACCAUUCAAAGUGUAAAUAAAGAAGACACAUUACCGACAAUCUUGUUUUCGAAAGAAAAACUGGAAAUGGGACUAAAAGCCAAUGCUGGAAAAAUGACAGAAGAAGCAGACCAACCCGGUGUAAAUGAAGAAGACACAUUACCGACAAUCUUGUUUUCGAAAGAAAAAUUGGAAAUGGGACUAAAAGCCAAUGCUGGAAAAAUGACAGAAGAAGCAGACCAACCAGGUGUAAAUGAAGAAGACACAUUACCGACAAUCUUGUUUUCGAAAGAAAAAUUGGAAAUGGGACUAAAAGCCAAUGCUGGAAAAAUGACAGAAGAAGCAGACCAACCAGGUGUUGGAGGAAAAAAUCAACUUGUUGAGAAUUCUUCACAGAAAAAUACAGAAAACAUACCAAGGGAUGUACCGAAAAACCCAGCCAAUAACAAUAAUGCAGAAAAUGAGGGAGAAUCAAUACCUGAACCACAAGACAAAAUAUUUGUUCAAAACCAAUUGUCCCCAAACACAAAUGAAACACAUGUAGAAGAUGAUAAAAUUAAUUUUGAAAAGUAUGCGAUUUUAAAGAUUAAAGAUGCUGUGAAUGAGUUGUUGAAUGAAAACGAUUUGCGCCCACGAAUCACCUUUUUAGAUUUUGCAGGACAAAGUAUGUACUAUGCUUUUCAUCAGAUAUUUCUCCGUCCUAAAUCAUGUUCCAUCUUGGUUGUGGAUAUGACGAAACGUCUCAACGACGAAGUGGAUGUUCAGGAUGGAAAUGAAAAGGAAUGUAGCCAAUUUGCCUUAUGGAGAUACAGAGACUAUUACAAAUUUUGGUUGAAGUCGAUUGACAGUUUUAGUGAUACCGAGUCUCCAGUAAUAAUUGUAGGCACUCAUGCAGAUAAAUUAUCAAAAGAAGAAUGUCGCAAAUUUCUUAAGAGUCUCAAUGAACUCUUUGAUAAUUGGUUUCAUUCUGAUCUUAGGAGACAUCUUAAUGAAGACCGAAUGUAUACAAUAGGUUUUCCGGAUUCAGGAUCUGAAUUGGAGGAUUUAAAGAACCUAAAAAAAUGCAUUGCUAAUAUUGUGAAGUGCCCUCGUUAUUCGAAAGAAAAUAUUCGACCUGUCUGGGCAUUAUUUGAACAUAUAUUGAAUAAAAUGAAAGAAACUGAAAAAGUUAUUCCAAGGAAAACAUUAUCAGAUUACAGUGACCAAUUAAGCGCUCAGGAAUUUAGGAUAGACGAGUCGGAAAUUUCUAAAAUGUUGGUCUUUUUUCACAGAGUUGGUGUUCUGUUAUACUUUUAUAAAGAUGGUUUGAAGGAAAAUAUUAUUCUUGAUAUCCAGUGGCUCCUUGAUGCAUUUAAGUGUAUCAUUGAUUACCCUGUCAGACCAGAGGAAAACGAUAUGAAGCGUAGGCAUUUUUGUCGCACUGGUGAAUUAGACAAUGUAGAGCUUGAUAGAAUUUGGCAUAUCCAGGGAAAAGAUUUCCUGAAGCACAAGACGACAAUAAUAGCAUACAUGCAACAACUAGGAUUAUUGAUGCCAUUAAAAGAAUUGCAUUCCAUUGACUCUACUGUGUAUUAUUUCCCUAGCAUGAAUAGUAAAAGGUUUGACAAAACUGGUGAGAACUAUUCAAAGUCCUCUAUUAUCUGCUUUAAGUUUGAUGAUGAAAUGCAGCUUCCAAUUAAUGUUUUUCAUAUCAUAGUUUUGAAAUGUUCCAAACUAAAUAAUUGGUCCAUAUUGACAGAAGAAGAAAAAUAUAACAUUUGCCUUUACCAAAAUGCAGCAUGUUUCUCUUUCCAAAAACAUGUUGUGGUUUUACGCAAUUGCAAUUUUGAAAUUCGGGUGCAGGUCUGGGCAUCCCCAACAAUAUAUGAUGGAAGACUACUUAAAAAGAUAAAACAUUCAGUCGAGGAUAUUAUACGCGAUGACAAAUUCUCUUAUAAAAUCGGAUACAAAUGUCGAAAAGAUGUGCUGAAUGAUGAAGAAGAUAAAUCAUUCAUUUCCCAGAGUACUUUUCCUGUCUCGAAUUAUUUAUGUGAAACAUGUGAUGUUGAUAAGAAACAUGUUGUGGAUAAUGAUAUAUGCUGGGAACUUGAAGUGAAUGAAAAUAAAGUGGAUGAACUCACCACAUUUGCCUCCUCUCCUGAGUUUGCCAGCAUGCCAGCCAAGAUCAGCCCAGAGGAAAUUACAGUACUGGCAAGGAAGGCCCAAGAGCCCAUUGUGUCGGCAGGUAAGGCGAUGAUCGAUGGAGCAUGUCACAUGGUGACGGCCGCCAAACAGCUGGCUGUUAACCCGAAGGACCCGCCCACUUACCAACUGUACUCCAACCACUCCAAGAGUGUGUCCGAGGCCUCCAUCAAGGACUGUGCGCCGGGUCAGCGUGAGUGUGACGAGUCGAUCGACAAACUGAACCGCUCCAUCCGCGACCUGGACCAGGCCUCACUGGCUGCUAUCAGUCAGAGUCUACAGCAACGGACCGAGAAAUCCCUCAGGGGAUUCCAAGAACAGAUGAUUGGGAGUGCAAGAGAAAUCCAUGACCUUUGUUCCAAGGUCAAGGACUCAGCUAAAGCAGAGCCGGAGAAUCUGGGUCACAGGGUGACAAUGAUGGCCAGCUACUUUGGCCCACUCUCGGACGGUGCUGUAGGAGCCGCCUCGCUGAUCCAGAACUCCAAACAACAGACCCACAUCCUGGACCUGACUAAGACCGUGGCCGAGUCGGCACUUCAGUUCAUGUACUCCUGUAAGGAAGGGGGAGGCAACCCUAAGGCCCCUAAGCACACCCAUGAUAACAUUGACACAGCAGCAGACAACACAAUGGACGUCGUACAGGACCUGUUACAGUCUCUGGAGGAGGCCGCCUCACAGGCCGGCGUAGUCAACAGUAUGAUAGAGAAACUCACCAAAUCAAUCACUAAGACGGACGAGCAGGUAAUGGUGAGGGAGGGGAUGUCCUUCGUGGAGUACCAGUCCAACAUGGUCAGUCUGGCCAAGAAGAUCGCCAUGACGACGCAGGAGAUGGUGGGCAAGGCGGGGGUGAACCCGGGCGACCUCGGGCGACUGGCCAAUCAGCUGACACGAGACUACGAUAUGUUGGCCAGUAACUCCGCAAAUGCAGCCGCAACCUCCAACAGUCAGGAUAUUGCGAAUCGCAUCCGUACGACGGUCCAAGACCUGGGUAAGAGCUGUGUGGAGCUGGUACAGGACGCCGGCAAAGUCCAGGGCGACCCACACGACACAUACGCGAGACGCGACCUCCAGGAUCAUGCCCGCAGCGUCAGUGAGAAGGUGGCCUUUGUUCUAGCAGCACUACAGUCCGGGUCUCGCGGUACCCAGGCCUGUAUCAAUGCGGCGAGCGCGGUGAGCGGAAUCAUUGCUGAUCUGGACAACACCAUUAUGUUUGCCACCGCCGGAACUCUGUGUACUGAGGGAGAUGACAGUUUCGCCAGCCAUAGAGAGGACAUCCUGAAAACGGCGAAAGCUUUGGUAAAUGAGACCAAGAAGUUGGUACAGGGCGCCGCAUCCGAUCAGGAAACGCUCGCCGGGGCCGCUCAACAGGCCGUCAAAACCAUCACCAAACUCGCAGAUGUCGUCAAACUUGGUGCAGCCUCACUCGGAUCUAACCAACCUGAGGCUCAGGUGAUGAUAAUUAACGAGGUGAGGGAUGUGGCUUCCGCACUCUCCGAUCUGAUCAGCGCCACCAAGAACGCCUCCGGCAAAAACGUCUCCGAUCCGGCAAUGAUGACCCUCAAAGAGUCUGCCAAGGUGAUGGUGACCAACGUGACAUCGUUACUGAAGACGGUGAAGACCGUGGAGGAUGAAGCCGCGCGGGGAACUCGGGCCCUGGAGUCUACCAUAGAGGCCAUAGGACAGGAGGUUAAGUCGUACGAGGCUGGAACCUUGCCAGAGAAGAAAGCAACGGCAGAAGAUCUGAUCCGACUAACCAAACCUAUCACCACGGCGACCGCCAAAGCAGUGGCUGCUGGGAACUCGGGUCGCCAAGAGGACGUCAUCAUCUGUGCCAACAUGGGACGCAAGGCCAUCUUUGAUUUACUGGCAACAUGCAGGGGCACAGCCAGCACUGCAGAGACAACAGAAGUCCGACAGAAGACGAUAGCAGCCGGCAAGAACUGUGCUGUUGUCUACAAAGAUCUACUGGAGCAAGUCAGCACAGUGGUCCAGAAACCUUCCCAGGAGGCCAAGCAGACACUGGCAGCACGUGCGCACCAAGUUGCGGUGUCCGUACAGGAAAUCGUACACUGCUCUGAACUCAUUAAAGUGGGCCAACCCGCAGAAGGAGGUACAGACUGGGUGGAUCCCGUGGACCCCACAGUGAUCGCCGAGAGCGAGAUCAUGAGUGCGGCCAAAUCCAUCGAAGCUGCUGCGCAGAAACUGUCACAACUCAAACCACGCAAAAAGGUAAAGGAAGCAGACAUGAGUCUAAACUUUGAAGAGCAAAUUCUGGAGGCAGCCAAAUCUAUCGCCUCAGCAACGGCAGCCUUGUUGAAGUCAGCGUCGGCCGCACAAAGAGAACUUGUGGCGCAAGGAAAGGUUCGCACGCGCAAAGAGAUUGGAGCAACAUACCACAAAUCUCAGAUACUGGACGAUGACGGUCAAUGGUCCGAGGGGCUUAUAUCAGCGGCUAAGAUGGUAGCUGCUGCCACUCAUAGUUUGUGCGAGUCGGCCAAUGCCAUGGUUCAAGGUCAUGCUACAGAGAAGCGACUCAUCGCCUCGGCCAAAGAGGUCGCGGGGUCGACGGCCCAUCUCCUGGUCGCCUGCAGGGUCAAGGCUGACCCAGACUCAGUCGCCAUGAAACAACUCCAGGCGGCGGGUAAUGCGGUGAAGCGUGCCACGGAGGUCCUGGUGAAGGCGGCCCAGCAGGCCAAGCAGAGAGAUGAGGACGAGGAUAUAAAUGUGGCGGUCGACUCGCGUAAAGUGGGCGGGAUCAAACAGGACCUACAAAUUCAAGAGGAGAUGUUCCGGAAGGAGAGAGAAUGGAUCGAAGCCAGAGAGAAGCUGGCCAAGUCCCGUAAACAGCGGUACAAGGACACGGGCCACGAUAGCAACUCAUCAUCCGCCUUCUAACGCCGCACGCUCCAGCUUUAACUGUAUAAUGCGUAUAGUGCCUGUCACGUGUCUUGUGAUGUCAUAAUGGCUUCCAUGUCAGCUGUCCUUGUGAAGGUCAAGGUGAAAAGCAUCUAAGUGAUUGAGAAUUUGAAGGGAGUGAGAGUGUUUGAGAUCUGGGUUAGGGUUGCAUUUCUGUGGGUGUGAUUUUUCAAUAUAGAUGUGUAAGUUUGUAUACUUAGAAUGAUUAAUGAUGAUAAUGUAUUCAGAGGACAGAAAUUUGGAAUUGAGAAGAAAGAGACUCAGAAAGAAAGGAUUCUCAAUAAUCAUAUCAUAUGUAUAUGUAGCUGCUGAUUAACUGUUAAACCAGUUAUGUCACAUAUUGUACCGGAUUUUACAGAAUUGUUUACCAACCGUGCAAACAUUUAUUUAUUUUGAAUAGAAGCAGUUGUUAUUCGACACUUGAUUAUUUUUGGAUUUUCUCUGCAAGCAGACUUGUUUUUUUUUUAGAAUAUAAACAUUAAGUUUUCUGAUUCUGAUAGAUUAAAUCUACACUGUUUUAAGGUAGCCAAUUGUGAUAUGGUGUUACAAAUGAUAGAUGAUAUGGUGUUACAAAUGAUAGAUAUGCAAUACUUAUAUACAAUAUAAAGACUGAUAUAGCUUACUUAUUCUUUAAUAUGUAUAUGUAUUUGUACUAUCCAUGUACUGCAGAUGUUGUAUUCAAGUCGUGUUUUUAUGUCGACUUAGAAAUUUGCUUUAUCAGCACAGUUUGAGUGAAAAUUAACCAGGUUUCUUCCCCUGUUUUGUUGCUGUUUAGAGAUUUCAAUUCACGCUUGAUUUUAGUCAGAGUUUUAAUUGAUAAUUUCAUGAGAAAAACUUUGAUUUGAUUUCUGUGUUUGAUGCCAGGCUUCCACUAACCGAGUAAAUCCGCGAGUAUUUGGUGUGUACCACGCUAGUCCUACACAUAUACCCAGUGCUGCGUAUUGAACUGUUUUAUGUGUGUAUUUUGUAUUAGUCGUGUUUAGUUUUUGAUAAAAGCGAUAUAUAUUUUAUUCUGUUUAAUAUAAUGAUUAUUGUAUAAUUAUUAUGAUGACGACUGUGUAAUUUUCUACAUUCUCUAUCGUACACAAUAUAUGUAGUAAACUUUUGUUUCCUAUAUAGAAUUUGUAUAUUGUUUGUAAACUGUCCAUAUAAAACAUGGCCUCCCCCUCACCAGGUGUACAGUACA
Molecule: messenger RNA, 6894 nt
Organism: Magallana angulata
Lineage: Eukaryota; Metazoa; Mollusca; Bivalvia; Ostreida; Ostreidae
Product: talin-1-like
Exons: 31
Coding region: 21-5687 (1888 amino acids)
Biological process (GO): cell-cell adhesion
Cellular component (GO): plasma membrane; focal adhesion
Molecular function (GO): integrin binding; actin filament binding
Source: RefSeq, a predicted model, not a curated record